Molecule: messenger RNA, 2175 nt
Organism: Dromaius novaehollandiae (emu)
Lineage: Eukaryota; Metazoa; Chordata; Aves; Casuariiformes; Dromaiidae
Gene: ALAS1
Product: 5'-aminolevulinate synthase 1
Exons: 11
Coding region: 139-2046 (635 amino acids)
Biological process (GO): hemoglobin biosynthetic process; heme biosynthetic process; erythrocyte development
Cellular component (GO): mitochondrion; mitochondrial matrix
Molecular function (GO): 5-aminolevulinate synthase activity; pyridoxal phosphate binding
Source: RefSeq, a predicted model, not a curated record
CCGCGCCUGCGCCGUGGGGCGGCGGCCGCAGCGCGCCUGCGCCGUGCCCGCCAGGCCUAUAUAGGGAGCGGCGGCAGCGGGCUGCGGCACCGCUGUCAGGCGCGAGGAGACGAGGCAGAGGAGACGAGACGAGAGGAGAUGGAGGCGGUGGUGCGGCGGUGCCCGUUCCUGGCGCGCGUGCCGCAGGCCUUCCUGCAGAAGGCCGGGCCCUCGCUGCUGCUCUACGCCCAGCACUGCCCGCGCAUGAUGGAGGCGGUGCCGCCCGCCGCCCGCGCCCUCGCCACCUCCGCCGCCCGCCGGCAGCAGGCCGAGGAGACCCCCGCCGCCCGGGGCGAGGCCAAAACCACCAAAGAUGUGGCAGAACAGAACACCAGUGGAUCCCAGCCACCUGCUGGCCACCCCCCUGCUGCUGCUAGCCCCCCGAGCUCUGCUACUAAAUGCCCGUUCCUGGCAGCUCAGAUGAAUCACGGGAACAGUAAUGUUUUCUGCAAAGCCAGCCUAGAGCUCCAGGAAGAUGUGCAGGAAAUGCAGUCGGAGAGGAAGGGUACAGAAUUUGCCAAAACACCAACUAAGUUGGCAGUGAGGAACACUGAGGCUAAGGGAGAAGAGCAGAGUGGCUUGCUUAAGAAGUUUAAGGAUAUUAUGCUGAAGCAAAGACCAGAAAGUGUGUCUCAUCUGCUUCAGGAUAACUUGCCAAAAUCUGUGUCCACCUUCCAGUAUGAUCAGUUCUUUGAGAAGAAGAUAGAUGAAAAGAAGAAGGAUCAUACUUAUCGAAUAUUCAAAACUGUGAACCGAAAGGCACAAAUCUUUCCCAUGGCAGAUGACUAUACUGAUUCUCUUAUCACCAAAAAAGAGGUGUCUGUAUGGUGCAGCAAUGAUUACCUGGGGAUGAGUCGUCACCCUCAUGUGUGUGGAGCAGUUAUGGAUACACUGAAACAACAUGGUGCUGGAGCAGGAGGCACAAGAAAUAUUUCAGGAACAAGUAAAUUUCAUGUCGAUUUGGAAAAAGAACUAGCUGAUCUUCAUGGAAAAGAUGCAGCACUAUUGUUCUCAUCUUGCUUUGUAGCCAAUGACUCCACCCUCUUCACUCUAGCUAAAAUGCUGCCAGGCUGUGAGAUUUACUCCGAUUCAGGAAACCAUGCCUCCAUGAUUCAGGGGAUUCGAAACAGCAGAGUGCCAAAGCACAUAUUUCGCCAUAAUGAUGUCAACCAUCUUCGAGAAUUACUGAAGAAGUCUGAUCCGUCUACUCCUAAAAUUGUUGCAUUUGAAACUGUUCACUCAAUGGAUGGUGCAGUCUGUCCUCUGGAAGAGCUAUGUGAUGUGGCCCAUGAGUACGGGGCAAUCACUUUUGUAGAUGAAGUGCAUGCCGUGGGGCUGUAUGGAGCUCGAGGUGGUGGUAUAGGAGACCGGGAUGGAAUCAUGCACAAAAUGGACAUCAUCUCUGGAACACUUGGCAAAGCAUUUGGUUGUGUAGGAGGGUACAUCUCCAGUACAAGUUCUCUAAUAGACACUGUGCGUUCAUAUGCUGCUGGCUUCAUUUUCACAACAUCCCUGCCACCCAUGCUCUUAGCUGGCGCGCUAGAAUCUGUCAGAACUCUAAAGAGCGCAGAGGGGCAAGUUCUGAGACGCCAGCACCAACGCAAUGUUAAGCUUAUGAGACAGAUGCUAAUGGAUGCAGGGCUUCCUGUGGUGCACUGCCCCAGUCACAUCAUUCCAAUAAGGGUUGCAGAUGCUGCUAAAAAUACAGAGAUCUGUGACAAGCUGAUGAGCCAGCACAGCAUCUAUGUCCAAGCAAUCAACUACCCCACAGUUCCCCGUGGAGAAGAGCUGCUACGUAUUGCCCCUACACCUCACCACACCCCUCAGAUGAUGAGUUACUUCCUUGAAAAACUGCUGGCUACAUGGAAGGAUGUUGGUCUGGAGCUGAAACCACACUCUUCAGCUGAAUGCAACUUCUGUAGAAGGCCUCUGCAUUUUGAAGUGAUGAGUGAACGGGAAAGAUCCUAUUUCAGUGGCAUGAGCAGACUAGUAUCUGUCAGUGCUUGAAAGUAAUGGUGUUAAUCUUAUUCUUGUCUAGUUCUAGUACCCAGUCAGUAGCAUUUUUAAAUUCUUAAUAAGCAUUUUAAUCAUAGUUGAAGCACUAAGCUCUGAGAAUAAAUUUCUAGAGCCAUUACA